AUACGAUGCACAGCACAGCACGAAAUAGGCCGUCGCGAAACCAUUGGCCAAUCAUGCCGCUGCGAGCUCGUUGUCGUCAUGGUACUUAAUUCCUUGUUUAGUUUCUCGCUCAAUUUUCUCAUACUCCAAGUGUCUAUCUGAAUGAGGACGAUCAUUAUUUCCUCCAUCAUCUGGAUCUCGCAAGGACUUUCCUACGCACGUGCGUUGGUGAUUGGCCCACGCGACAGAUACCAGGGGCUGUCUGUCAUUUUUGCCGAUCGCUGCCAUCGAACCGUUGCACGCGCGCGCGAGCUCAAAGAUUUUGGACUUAUCUCCCCACGUUUAAUAUCAUCAGCGCCAUCAGCAUUCAAGUCAAACGGCGGGUGCAGGAUCUAUGAGCAGGAUCGAGUGAUGAUAUGACCAUCCAUCAUGGUCAUCAUCGGCAUUGUCAAUAAACGGAUCUGUCCAGUCCCAUGCAUGCGCAUCUCCGACAUGGACACACACCUCUCUAGUAGAUAGAUAGAUAGAGAGAUAGAGAGAU
This is a messenger RNA of Gamsiella multidivaricata, 520 nucleotides long. RefSeq lists its product as uncharacterized. Lineage: Eukaryota; Fungi; Mortierellomycota; Mortierellomycetes; Mortierellales; Mortierellaceae. The record is from RefSeq and is a predicted model, not a curated record. The transcript has a single exon. The coding region runs from base 142 to 399 and encodes 85 amino acids.